AUCAGGAGAGGGCAUCAAGGGCAUCUGGAGUGUCCUGGUGAAGAGGGCCAUGCAGCUUUCCAAGGAAAUGCAGAUCCACUCUGAGCUGCAAGGUGUUCUAGGCAAAAACCCCAGUGCAGUGUCUACAAUGAAGGAGCUGAAGCUCCAUUGUGGCCAGGACAUCCACCAAACCCUUGGAUGUUUUGGGGAAAUUGUGACUAAGCAGGUCCCGUUUGCUCGGCUAAAUCUGAGAAAGACUCAAAUCAAUCCUCCCCAAUCUUCUCUGGAACAGCAGAGAAAUGGCAGAGCAUCCUCAACAUUGUCACCUUCAUCCCAGGAAACCUCCAGUAUGUCAGCAGGAAAUGCUCCCCUCUCCCAAUGUCAACCAACACUAAUGCCCUCGCUUUCUUGCCCCCGGUCCUCCCCCUAUCCCCAUGAACCAGAGAGACUGUCAUUUUACCACUUUUCCCCUGACUCUCGCGGACUCUCUUUACAGGCACUAUCCUCUUCCCGCUCUGACAGCCCUCUGUCCUUGUCCUCUACGUCUGCUGUGAAUGCAACAGGUCCCCAGCGAUGUGCUGUAAACACGGAAAACAAAGACUGCUAGUCAUUAUCAGGGAUUGCACUGGACACCCCUGUCCCAUAUCACGGGUAUCAGGGUGGCUCCUCAAAGUCUGACCUGAAGGUGGAACUUGUUUCCCGGGCCUUUCAUGUCAAAAGGAAAGCAGGGGAUGAAAAUGUGGGUCCUCAAAUUAAACGAAGUUGUUUGCAGCCCUUGAAGGUACCAGCGGACUCCUCCUGUGAGAGGGUUCCCCCUAUAGGUACUGAAAAGCAGGCUGGGGAUGUGGCUGCUACCGUUGUCAUAGAAAGAGAAGCUAUACCCAACAUUACGGACCAGAAUGCAACGGCUCCAGUGUAUGGACAAGAAGCUACUAAGGCUUCAGGCAGCCGUCAAUCAAAUCUGGUUGUUGGCAGGAGUGUGAAGACGGCCAAUCAGGUGGUUUUAGCUCCCUUCACACUCCCUGUCACCGGGAACUCCGUCACUUGGGGCAUGUCACCAGCUAAUGCCACUCUUUUUCCUGGUACUGUGAACACUCCCCCCAGCUUUGGAUGUGUAAGGGCUGUCCCCCCAUACUUGGUUUUGUCCAACAGCGCUCCAGUUUCUGGUCCCACUGGCGCUGUGGGCAGGCUUGACAAUGGAAGCCUGGUCUUCAUUUGUAAUGACGUGCCCUUUUCCAACAUCUUGAGAGAUGUUAGAGGAGGUCAAAACCAAGUGCUAGCUGGUUCUGUCCCAGGAGGACUCCGCCCACCAUGUCUGCCAGACCCCACCUCUCCAAAGAGCCCUAUGGAAGCUCCUCAGUCACAGUCCACUGGUCCAAUAUAUCCCAUCAGAAUUUUUCAACGGGUAAAGAAUAUUUCAACAGUCCAGGACACCAAGCAGCCCACCCAGAAUGGCACUGCUCAGUCAGGAUUGUGCAGAAAGGAUGAAGCCGCCUCUACUCUCCUCGUACACACCGCUAAUGCCCAGGCAGACUCUGUACAAAUGGAAAUUUCCAAGUCAGAUGAUGACCUCAUCCAGGCAGACCCAAAUCCAACAGUCUUUGUCAUGGAAAAAUCCACGGAGAUAGACAUUGUCCAUAAUAAAACUGCCCAGCCAGAUUUUGUCCAGAAUGAGACCAGCCAGGCCGAACUUGUCCAGACUGCAUCUGACCAGACAGUACUUUUCCAGAAUAAAACAGCCCAGAUGGUAAUUGUUCCUUCUCAAGUAGUUGGAAUCCAGGAGGAACAAACAUUACGGCCAGUUACAGGCCCAAUGGAGUCUGUGACGACAGACAUGCCUAAACCUGCACAAACUGUGCCUGUCCAGAUUAACCUUGUGCAUUCUAACACUGUCCAAAGCGACAUUGUGCAUACUGAAACUGACCAGACCUACUUUGUCAACGUAAGCACACAAGUAUCUGGGAUCACAAUCAAGGAAGAACCGCCAGCCACAGACAGCUUAUCAGUUACAGGGUUAAUGGAACCCAUCAGAGUGAUUAUGCCUGACACACUACCUACUGAAACUGUCCAGACUGACCCUGUCCGCACACAAAUGGUUGUGACUGAAAUUGUCCAAAGGGAUGUUUUCCAGCCUGAAACGGUGCAGACGGACUCUGCCUUCAUUGAAACGGUGCAGACAGACUGUGCCAUGGCCGAAACCCUGCAGAAUGAAAUUGUCCAGUCAAACUUCAAUGAGACUGAAACCGUGCAGACAGACCCUGUCCUGACUGAACCAGUUUAUGCAGUCCAGAUAGACCAGAUGGAACCAGUCCACAGUGAAACUGUCCUUACCGGCAUUGUGCAGACUGCGACUCUGCAGAGGGACCUAGCCGUAACUGACUGCACAGAGAUAAUUCAGACAGACAUGUCAACCACCAAUGAGGUAUCCACAAAUGACACUGUCAAUGUGGUCAGUGUCCCCAGCUGCACUAAGGAAGUUGAACUUGACCUCACCCUUGACCUCAGCAAUGAUUUCUGCUCUCCGAUAGUGGAGGAAGAUGACAAUAUGGCUGAUGUUGAUGUCAGUGCUGCUGACUGUAUUGAAGAGACUGGGUGCCAGGCAUCUGUUCGACUUAAUAGCAGAUUUCCCCAGGUGUCUUUGCUUUGGAUGCCCAUCCUUGACGCCCAUGUUAGCGUCCCGCCAACCCGCUUCCGCCUCCUCCCAGGGGUCAAAGGGCAGCAAACUAUCGUUCAGGUGAUACAGACGGACGCGCCGCAAACAGCUUGCCCACAUGAUGCUGUCUGCCAUCUGCCCGGUACAGUUGAAACCAGGAUUCAUUCGUAAAGAGCAUACUUCUCCAGCUUGUCAAUGGCCAUCGAAAGUGAGCAUUUUCCCAGUGAGGUCGGUUCCGACUCAACUGCAAUCAGUUCAAGACCUUGUGAGAGCUGGCAGUGUAUGCUGUGCCGGGACCUCUCUGAUCUGGCGUUGCUGCAGGACUACAGUGGGACUGACGGGGGACUGUAUGUGCCCUCCUGACCAAAUGAGAUGUGAGCGCUUACUACUCGUCCUUUUAUGCAGAAAGUGCAGCGUUGUCCUCUACAGACCAGCCAAGCUCUCUUCCCGGUCUUCUCACUACAUUGACAUCACCAUGAUACGGGGACAGUUGCUACGGAAACUGGUCCCCGUUACUGCACCCGGUCGGAAUUUGUGUCCGAUGUCUGGCUUCUCCUCCACACACUGUUGAAGAGCGUGAUUGUGAGGAGACUCACGACGGCUGUGUCCAUGGCUCAGCUCACCCUGAUUUCCUAUAGAGAAAUGCAUAUGAUGGCUACAGUUCCAUAUUCAGUGGACUGAUUUCAGGCAUGUUUUGGGAAGGAGCUGGGCAAAACGUUUGAGGGGACCCUGCACUCUUAGCUGCUCGUCAAUCCCCACCAAGGGGAAGCGGAGGAGGCGGAACAAGAGGGGGACAAGGAGAAAGUGACCAUGAGGAAGACUCCGAGACCUCUCGAGGUAGAGCGUGCAGGCAAAGACAUUUCACGCAGGACGAAAUGAAAGAUAAAGAAUGUGAAACGAAUCCUGUCUUUUUAUGUAUUGAUUUGAAUUGCUUGCUGAACAUGUUUGUACAGUUGCCUCCAAAUAUAUUGGAACCACACUCAUCUUUAAAAAAUUCUGUUUUCUAAAAUAACAUUUCAUUUUCUGAAAAUUGUUUUUUGGCCACAACUGUAGUUGGUUAAAAACAUUGGGGAUAAAGUGUUUCAAGUGUUUGUGUGUGCAUCUUUUAUAUUUCGUAUCUAUUUACAAUAAACAUUUGUUUGCA
Molecule: messenger RNA, 3776 nt
Organism: Oncorhynchus keta (chum salmon)
Lineage: Eukaryota; Metazoa; Chordata; Actinopteri; Salmoniformes; Salmonidae
Exons: 11
Coding region: 1031-2803 (590 amino acids)
Source: RefSeq, a predicted model, not a curated record